Molecule: messenger RNA, 1154 nt
Organism: Aspergillus ibericus CBS 121593
Lineage: Eukaryota; Fungi; Ascomycota; Eurotiomycetes; Eurotiales; Aspergillaceae
Product: PRKRIP1 family protein
Exons: 1
Coding region: 441-1022 (193 amino acids)
Biological process (GO): negative regulation of protein kinase activity
Cellular component (GO): nucleolus
Molecular function (GO): protein kinase inhibitor activity; protein kinase binding; double-stranded RNA binding
Source: RefSeq, a predicted model, not a curated record
AGAACCAAACUUGAAGUAUCUACCAGCAGGCCACUACGCAGGAUGUAUAAAUUGAGUUCCCGACUUGGUAAAAAUCGGCGUUUACAUGGAAUCUCCGACUCGAUCUGGUCCCGGCCAAUCGACGAUAAAUACCAAGGCAACCACGCGAUUCACCGCCCACGCCGCCUCGAAAUAAGCUGCACAUUUCUCAUCGUUUCAUCGAGCCAGUCAAUUGACGACUGACAUUCAGGACAAUAUAUUACUUCGAAGAGAGCUCAUUCAUCGCACAGCUUCGUGAAUAAACAAGUCACUUACAUUGAUUUUCCACACCAAGAACCGUUGACUAUACCUUGAACCAAACCCAAACCAUCGUCGCGCAAUCUACCCCCCCUCCUUCUUAAACAACCACACGACCCCGUCUACACCAACACAUCAGCUCGAACAGUCCUAAUCAAAUCAACAUGUCCGAACCCGGCCCCGAAUCAAUCCCCACGAGCGCCGACCCGCGCAGCAAACGCCCCGUCAAACGCCGCGCCGUGACCCCUCACUCCGAACACGCCACGCAGAUCGAAUCUCUCUUCCGGGAUCCCACAAAAGAGAUCAAACUUCCGGAUCCCUCCAAGCAGCGCACCUCGUCCUCGUUACCUCCUCCGCCGGAGAUUGUCGCAAACGUGCAGGGUUCCUCGGCGGGUGCGGGGUCGGGAGAGUUCCACGUGUACAAGGCGAGUCGGAGGAGGGAGUAUGAGCGGUUGCGGUUGAUGCAGAGCGAGGUGGAUAAGGAGGCGGAGGAUAAGGAAUGGGAGAAGAAGAGGGAAGAGGCGCGGCGGAAGGAUGAGGAGAAGACGGAGAAGAAUCGGAAGAGGAGGGAGAAGAGGAAUGCGAAGAAGGGGAAGAAGAAUGCGGCGAAUGGUGAUAAGAUGGUGGUUGAUGAGGUGGGGAAGAAAGAGGUUGGGCCGAGUGUUCAUCAGGAUGGGGAGAAGGAGGUUGGUGAUGCUCCGGUGGAGGCUACGGAGGUCACUGGGGUGAUCAUUCACGAGGAUUGAGUAGUAUACGGCGCGGGGUAAUCCGGGGGGAUUCCUCGAAGUGUACGAUAUGAAGAUACCCAUGUAAUAUUUGGUCUAGGAUAUUCAUACAGAUUCAAAAGUAAUCGUGCAGCAUUAUGUACGCAGUUUUAA